UGUUUUAGGAGCUUCAUCUAAAUGCGCAGCGCAUAUCAGGGAACAUUGCGAGUCUGCGCAGAGAGUCGCCCGGUGUUGCAACACAAGAGAACAGCGAGUGAUAUCCAGACCACGUUUCUUAGUUUGCAUCUCGGCUUUUCUUUAUUCCUAUCUCUCAUUUCUCACAAUCAGACUGUUGUAAGAAACACAUCCAUCCCCUUAUUUUUGUGGGAGGGAGAACAUUUCUUUGUCUGUUGAACUUGGAAGUUUUUCGGUUCGUCUUGAGGUAAUGUUCGUGCACAAGCGCGCGCCGCAGCCGUGACAGACAGCGCGAGACAGUCUGCAUUCGGCACGUCCUUUAGCGAGACCUCCUGACUACAUGGACGGUUCAAAGAUAAUUUGAAGAACUGCAGCAGUUUUCCAGCGAACCUGUUUACCGUCCUGCACUUUAUAGUUCAUCUCCACAGCUGAUCAGUAUAUAAUCGCAUCAGUGCUCCAGACAAAAUGGCUUCCAUAGAGAGAAAAUGUCAGCACUUGUUUUUGCUCAUCCUUUUGCCUUUGAUCUCAUGCAUGCACCCAGACUGUGUCAUGCAGCUAGAGAAAGAGAAGUGCAUGGAAAGAAUGGCAAUGGAUGAUCCUAACAGUGAACCUGAAUUAGUCUGCAGAUGGAUGUGGGACAAUCUCACCUGUUGGCAGCCGGCAAGAAUUGGUCAGGUUGUCUGGAUGCCCUGCCCUGAUUUAUUUGACUUCAUGAGCCAAGAAAACGAUGUAGACUUUGGAAAGGUGAGUCGUAACUGCACAGAAUACGGCUGGUCAGACAUGUUACCUCACUAUGUUGACGUUUGCCUUUUUAAUGACAAUGGAACAAACCCACAGGAUAUCUACUAUGUGUCAGUAAAGGCUCUGUAUACUGUGGGCUACAGUACAUCACUGGUGUCUCUCACCACUGCCAUGGUCAUUCUCUGCAGGUUCAGGAAACUACAUUGCACCAGAAAUUUUAUUCAUAUGAACCUGUUUGUAUCCUUCAUCCUGAGGGCAAUCUCAGUCUUUAUUAAAGACGGUAUUUUAUAUGCAGAGGAGGACAGCAACCAUUGCUUCAUGCACACCAUGGAGUGCAAGGCGGUGAUGGUAUUUUUCCAUUGUUGCGUUCUGUCAAACUACUUUUGGCUGUUUAUAGAGGGCCUGUACCUUUUCACUCUACUUGUUGAGACAUUCUUUCCUGAGAAAAGAUACUUCUACUGGUACACCAUUAUUGGAUGGGGUACUCCAGCGAUUUGUGUGACAGUCUGGGCUGUCCUUAGAGCUCAUUUUGAUAACAUUGGGUGUUGGGACAUUAAUGACAAUGCUGCCAUCUGGUGGGUUAUCAAGGGUCCUGUUCUUGCCUCUAUCAUGAUUAAUUUUCUACUCUUCAUUGGCAUCAUUAUAAUCCUGGUGCAAAAGCUUCAAUCUCCAGAUGUUGGAGGGAAUGAAUCCAGCAUUUAUCUGCGUCUGGCCCGUUCCACACUUCUACUCAUUCCCCUGUUUGGAAUCCAUUAUACUGUGUUUGCUUUUACACCAGAAGAUGUCAGCAAGAGAGAAAGACUUGUGUUUGAACUUGGUCUUGGCUCAUUUCAGGGUUUUGUAGUAGCUGUCCUUUACUGCUUUCUUAAUGGAGAGGUGCAGUCAGAAAUCAAACGGAAAUGGCGCAGCUGGACGGUGAACCGCUACUUCGCUGUGGAUAUGAAGCACAGGCAUCCGUCCCUGGCCAGCAGUGGCGUGAACGGAGGCACCCAGCUCUCCAUCCUCAGCAAAAGCAGCUCACAAAUUCGCAUGUCCAGCCUGCAGGCUGAAACUCCGGCCACAUGAGA
This is a messenger RNA of Paramisgurnus dabryanus, 1826 nucleotides long. The record is from RefSeq and is a predicted model, not a curated record. NCBI's taxonomy places the organism in Eukaryota, Metazoa, Chordata, Actinopteri, Cypriniformes, Cobitidae.